Molecule: messenger RNA, 570 nt
Organism: Fusarium keratoplasticum
Lineage: Eukaryota; Fungi; Ascomycota; Sordariomycetes; Hypocreales; Nectriaceae
Product: Small COPII coat GTPase SAR1
Exons: 5
Coding region: 1-570 (189 amino acids)
Biological process (GO): vesicle organization; endoplasmic reticulum to Golgi vesicle-mediated transport; intracellular protein transport
Cellular component (GO): endoplasmic reticulum exit site; COPII vesicle coat
Molecular function (GO): GTPase activity; GTP binding
Source: RefSeq, a predicted model, not a curated record
AUGUGGAUUGUCAACUGGUUCUACGAUGUGCUGUCCUCACUUGGACUUCUUAACAAGCACGCGAAGCUCCUGUUCUUGGGUCUCGACAAUGCCGGAAAGACCACUCUUCUCCACAUGCUGAAGAACGACCGUGUUGCCAUUCUUCAGCCCACUCUUCACCCCACAUCCGAGGAGCUCGCUAUCGGCAACGUUCGAUUCACCACUUUCGAUCUGGGCGGUCACCAGCAGGCCCGCCGUAUCUGGAGAGAUUACUUCCCUGAGGUCAACGGUGUCGUCUUCCUUGUCGACGCCAAGGACCACGAGCGAUUCUCCGAAGCCAAGGCCGAGCUCGAUGCCCUCCUCUCCAUGGAGGAGCUUUCCAAGGUCCCCUUUGUCAUCCUCGGAAACAAGAUCGACCACCCCGAUGCCGUCUCUGAGGACGAGAUGCGACACCAGCUUGGACUCUACCAGACAACCGGCAAGGGCAAGGUUCAGCUGGAGGGUAUCCGACCGAUCGAGCUGUUCAUGUGCUCCGUGGUGAUGCGACAAGGCUAUGGUGACGGUAUACGCUGGCUGUCGCAGUACGUGUAA